This is a messenger RNA of Closterium sp. Naga37s-1, 1178 nucleotides long. The record is from the annotation of a GenBank genome assembly. Lineage: Eukaryota; Viridiplantae; Streptophyta; Zygnematophyceae; Desmidiales; Closteriaceae.
AUGGUCUCUAUCACGUGCAUGGUAGCUCCAGCAUCGGCGGCGCGGUCCCCGCCGUCGGUCGACGCGGUGCAGAGCAUCUCCCUGCAGAAGAGGGAGGUCACCGAGGCGGACGUACGCGGUAUGGGCGCGUGGGCGAGACAACGGGCCGUGCAGUUCGAUAUAAGCGGGAUGGCGAAUGCGACAAGACCCGAGGAAAUGGCUGACCUUCUGGCGGUGCCGUCGUCGACGGCGGUGCGGCUGAGCAACUACCUCAACAUGCAGUUCUUCGGCACCGUCAGCAUCGGCAACCCGCCGCAGCGCUUCUCCAUGCUCUUCGACACCGGCUCCUCCGACACCUGGGUGCCCUCCAAUACCUGCCGCACCAACAUAGCGUGCUACACGCACAACCGCUUCAACAGCUCCAAGUCCAAGACCUUCAAAACCACUGGGCGCACGGUGUACAUAACGUAUCUUUCGGGCAAGGUGAAGGGCGCGCAGGGCACGGACACCGUCACUGUUGGCCGCAUCAAAGUCGCCAACCAGGCCAUCACAGAGGCGACGUGGCUGCCAGGGUCGGCGAACCUGGGGUCGCGGUUCGAUGGCAUUGUGGGGCUGGGUCCCAUCAAAGCCGCCAAGCACCGCACCAACCCCCUGUGGAAGACGAUGCAGGAGCAGGGCCUGCUGCCGAAGCCGCUCUUCUCCUUCUGGAUGAACCAGAACGGCGGCAGCAAGGCGGGCGGCGAGGUGAUGUUCGGGGGGAUCAACCCCGCGCGCUUCUCUGGCUCGCACACCUUCACACGCGUCGUGGGCUCUGGCAGAUACUGGAACAUUCGGAUGGGCAAGGUCAAGAUGGGAGCGAUGACCAUUGCCACGUGCAGCAGUGGCUGUGACGCAGUGCCUGACACCGGCACAUCACUCAUCAUCGGGCCCACUGCAGCCAUCCAUCAGAUCUACUCUCAAAUGGGCAUCUCCAUGUGCUCCUCUCCUCCGUGUGCAGUGCCGUGCACCCAAGUGCCCGCGCUGCCACCACUCUCCUUCACCAUAGAGGGGCGCACAUUCACGCUGUCACCGCGCCAGUACGUGCUGCAGGUCGCACAGCCCAGCGACCCGCGCUCAGGGGGCGGCAGGAGUGGCGGCACGGCGUGCUUUGCGGCGUUCGUGGGCAUGGACUUUGCCAUCUCGCCCAAUGGCCAUGCGUG